AUGCUUAGUUUACACGUGACUACCACUGCCAUCGUCACCACCUCAUCUAUUUUGUUCUCUCUAGCCCGGAGGCCCAGUUCGGAUGCGACGCAGGCACGGGGUCCUCACAGCACCGAGGAUGGCUGGGUCAUGGACGCCGCGUCAAGCUCGUCGGACAGCCGGGAACGACAAAUGUCGCGAGUUCAUGUGUCGCAGAGCUCGACAAAAACCACUUCGGCCCGAGGCGCCGAGCAGAAUGACCUCCUGAAGAGCAGAGCGUUCGCGGAAGCCGAGGAGUUUCAAAGCCAGAGUGCCACCAAUUCGGCCGACAUGAAUAAGCCCACUCUCAGCCCGAUAGAGCAG
Molecule: messenger RNA, 342 nt
Organism: Protopolystoma xenopodis
Lineage: Eukaryota; Metazoa; Platyhelminthes; Monogenea; Polystomatidea; Polystomatidae
Source: the annotation of a GenBank genome assembly